GUGGAGAGAAAAUAUAUAGGCACGGGCGCAAGUGGUGCGCGGGCAGGGAACAGAAGUACCAGAACAGUCGGAGUCGGGCCGUAUACUUGGAAGCCAGCCAGUUCGAAAAGCGAGUGUAAGGCGUAAGCGCGCCGGCCAGUCAGUGUAUUCGUCUAGCAGUCGCAGAGCUCGCUAGCGAGCGCCAGAAGGAAGGAGGCUUUUUCUGUUGCGCGUCGCAGAGGACUUUAUCGCGAGCAGCCGCACCAGUACACGGAGGGGAAGGGGACGUCGAUAUAUCGCGCUCGGCUGCUGCUUCUGCUGUUCAGCUGCUGCCGGCGGUGUGCUCUGCUCGUCGCUCUGCGCCUCGGUGUUGAUUGUCGCUUCUUCUUUGUCGUUUUGCGCGCGCGCUCCUCUCUUUUGUUGUAUAUUUUUUCGUCGCUGCCGCCGCUGCCACGCAGUUAUUAAUUAGGCAACGAACGCCGGCGCUUCCUGUACUUCCGUCGAAAAUCGCACAAGUAGACACCUGGCGCAAAUAUCGAUCGUGACCUUCGGACCCUCAAGUGUGAUCGUGAUUUAUAUCUCCAAACUUUUUUACGAGUGGACUAUUUUUUUCAAAACAAAAAAUUUGGUUGACAGAUGAAAAAAACUUGCACAAGAUGGCCCCGGAUCUUGCAUUAAGCACAGGUUGCUUUUUAUUAGAAAAAAAUAGACAUUCGCCAAGAAUCUUUAAUAAACUGGCUAUGAAACUGGACAUUUCUAAAGUUAAUACUAAAUUGGAUUUUAUGAAGUCAUUAAACUUGUACUGCACGGUAAAUUCUGAAGAAUCAUUUUCAAAAGUUAAUAACUGGGAAGUUGUCUUACCUAGAAAUAGUUUGCCUCUAAAACAAUGUUCAGUUGUGAUAAGUGUUGUGAAGUGCAAUAUCUGUGGAGAAUCAUUAAACAAUCAAGCAGAUGUGGAGCACCACAAAAAUUUACAUAACCGUUUGGCCGGUUUGACAGAUAACGGUUAUGCUAGUGGUGACGACAGCGCGAAAGAGUCGAAUGAAAAAGAAAAUAUGAAAGAAAAUUGCACCGAAUGUAACAACAACAAUACUAUGAACUAUACAGAAAAAGCUAAGGGUAACAAAAAACAUGGACACAGAAGAAGAAGUAAAGAUGCCGUCACAAAAGUUACUCUCAAAAUUGGAGGUGAAGUUAUUUCAAAAGUUUAUUGCAAAAAGAAAUACUUAAGGAAAGGCUGUUCAAAAGAAGACAAAAUCAGUGGGAAACAUUAUCACGAAGAUUGCAAGAAUUGUAACGAGAUCAAGGACAUGUUACGUAAUAGUAAAAUUAAUAGUGCGGGUGUGGCUCAUGUCCCGGCAUCCGACGCGAAACGAGAUGAAAAAUCAUAUGAUACUAAUCAGUCCGAUUGUAAUGCGGUGCGACUUCGAAAAAUGGCGGCAGCACUUGUGGAACUUGAGCUGCGACAAAAAGCUUAUCGUGAAAUCGAAGGUUCAGACUUUUUCAGCGAGGAUGAAUUUAGUGAAGAGAAGAAUUGUGAAGAUGAUGCUGUCGUACCAAUUGUCGAUGAUGAUCUAGUUGAUUCAAACGAUAUUGAUGAUGAUAUCCAAGAAAUUCUACGGAAAUCCAGAAGUACACACGAGUUAGAUGUGUAUAAUACAAGUAAUGAAUCUAAUACUUAUUAUGAACAAAAGAUUCUCACACCAACACAAGAUUACGAAAUUAUUACAAUUGAUGAUGAAGGUUGCGACCUAGAAGAUGAUUGUGUUAUUAUUGAAGAAAGGUUAGGUAAUCAAAAUUUAACAGAUCCAGAGAAUAGUUAUGUCUUCCAUGUUGAAAACAAAGAUAACUUUACAAACGAUGUUUCCGGCGUGAAAGACAAAAAGGCUUUAUCAGAAAAAAGAUUGUUAACCAACGAUUUGCUUGAAAACAAUCUAAGUGUCUCAAAAAAGAGAAAAACGGAAAACGAAUUGAAUUUACGAACGGAUGGCUCCGAAAAUUUGGAAGCUCAUAAAAUACAAAAAGAAAACAAAAAUUACCAAACACCUUCUAUUAAGCUCAGUCAGUUUGCGCUACCACUAAGACUGAUUAAUUUCUAACGAGAUCCAUUUGUUUCCAUGCGUUUUACGUUCCACCUUAGGCUGUUAUAUUAUUAUUUUAAUAAUUAGUACGAAUAGUUAAGUGAAAAAAUCAUCUGAAUUGGAGAUUCUUUUAUGCGUCCAACCGUGUAAUAAACAAUAAAGUUAUAUUGUAAUAAACGACUGAUGAAUGCGAACUAUUUUUGUAUAGCACUGAAGGCUUUUUUUACAUAACAAUAAUAUAGCUCAAAGCAAAAAAGUA
Nasonia vitripennis (jewel wasp) is the source of this 2319-nucleotide messenger RNA. RefSeq lists its product as uncharacterized. The coding region runs from base 636 to 2078 and encodes 480 amino acids. The transcript has 2 exons. The record is from RefSeq and is a predicted model, not a curated record. NCBI's taxonomy places the organism in Eukaryota, Metazoa, Arthropoda, Insecta, Hymenoptera, Pteromalidae.